This is a messenger RNA of Triticum dicoccoides, 1707 nucleotides long. Its product is annotated as probable magnesium transporter NIPA2. Gene Ontology annotation, cellular component: membrane. Gene Ontology annotation, molecular function: magnesium ion transmembrane transporter activity. NCBI's taxonomy places the organism in Eukaryota, Viridiplantae, Streptophyta, Magnoliopsida, Poales, Poaceae. The transcript is spliced from 10 exons. The coding region runs from base 483 to 1493 and encodes 336 amino acids. Gene Ontology annotation, biological process: magnesium ion transport. The record is from RefSeq and is a predicted model, not a curated record.
GCCACCGGCGCUCUCAAUUGUCGAUGUCCAGAUUGGAUCAGGCCGCAAGUCCCAUCUUUCCGAUUGGAUAGUGACUCUGCCCCGCCAACGAAUGCUUGCCGUGUACCUCCUUUUGCAGAAAUCAUGCCAUGCUUCCCUACCGUGUGCCGACCAUCACCUUGUCCUUGACUACCUAGCGUUGUCUCUGCCUUCGUCCAACUCGAGGUCACCUCUUCCCUGAGCGCUACCGUCUCCAAGGCUCGUUGCACUAUUCAUGGGGACACUGGAAGUCAGCGUCAAGUUUUGCUCUAUUCGCGCUGCUAGAUCUUGGAAAAAAAUGAGUAAAAAAAGCACGGAAUAAAGAGAAGUCCUGCUCCUGAGGGACAUUGUGUUUCCGCAUCAGUUCCUUCUCAUGGUGGACUGACACUGACUGUAGAAACUUCAGCAAUUAAAGGAAUUGGUUCCUGGGUUAUUUUAGUUUGUAAAAAAGUAUUUCCUCAAAUAUGGUGGCCUCUCUAGAUAAUGUGAGAGGCUUGACUUUAGCCAUGUCAUCCAGUGCAUUCAUCGGUUCAAGCUUUGUAAUCAAGAAAAUUGGGCUGAAGAAGGCUGGGGAUUCUGGGGCUAGAGCAAGAGCAGGUUCUGGAGGUCAUUCAUACUUGUAUGAACCAUUAUGGUGGCUGGGAAUGGUCACUAUGAUUCUGGGCGAGAUAGCAAACUUUGCAGCAUACGCAUUUGCCCCUGCCAUACUUGUUACUCCUCUAGGAGCUCUGAGCAUCAUAUUUAGUGCAGUGCUCGCACACUUCAUCCUGAAAGAGAGAUUGCAUAUGUUUGGUGUUGUUGGUUGCAUCUUGUGUGUUGUUGGGUCUGUUGGUAUAGUUUUGCAUGCCCCAAAGGAGAGGGAGAUUAAUUCAGUGGAGGAAAUAUGGCAUUUUGCAACUCAGCCAGGUUUCAUUGUUUAUUCAUGUGUGGCUGUGGUUGGUGCUCUUUUUUUGAUUUUCUGGGCUGUCAAACGCUCUGGUCAUAGGAAGAUGCUCGUCUAUAUUGCAAUCUGUUCACUAAUGGGAUCACUCACGGUUAUCAGCGUAAAAGCAGUUGCCAUUGCCUUGAAGCUGUCAUUUAGUGAAUCAAACCAAUUCAUCUACGUCCAGACGUGGUUCUUCAUAUUUGUUGUCAUUAUUUGCUGCUUGGUGCAGUUGAACUAUUUAAACAAGGCUUUGGACUCUUUCAAUACGGCUGUGGUCUCUCCUGUAUACUACGUGAUGUUCACCAUUCUUACGAUUCUCGCUAACAUGAUUAUGUACAAGGCCAUGAUUAUUUCCCCAUUUCAGGAUUGGGUUUCACAGAGUGCAACACAGAUAGCUACUCAACUAUGUGGGUUCGUGACUAUUGUUGCAGGGACUUUUCUACUUCACAAGACUAACACCAGCAGCACAGAUAGACAUGCGGAGAGUGCACCAACGCCUCCACCUCCACCGCCGCCGCCGCCGCCUGAUCAAAUUUGUGUGCAGGGAUGAAGCCUGCUUCCAAGUUAUUACCUAACUUCAGCUCCACGUCUAACAUGUACCAAAACAUUGAGACAACAAGCACAUGGAAUCCGAUUGAAUGUUAUAUUGGUAUAGUAGUAGCAUAUUUUGUUAAAGAUGUUUCUCUUUUACCUGUAUAGUUGAAGUGUAUGAAUAUAGUCUUCACUACACAUGACUUGAAAUUUAUGCAGAGAGUUUAUUAUAA